AUGAGUGAACCAUGGUUCCUACCCAUCCAGUCAGCGGGACUGGCCGCUCAGCCCAGGCCACUGCGCGCCAUCCGGACAGAAGCGGAAGAUGCAGGGGUGGAUGAAGAUGAAACCAUGGAAGCAAGGCGCUGUCUUUUGGGAACUCCGCAGAUUCUGGACAUCGAGGAAGGGAAGAAGGAAGCACGGAAGGGCCUGGAGACACCUGUCCAGAGCCGAAGCGUGCGGAUGUUGGAAGACGCUUUGGAGGAGGCUGGAGCAGAGCAUUGCGGCCUUACCCCCACUGAGACAGAGAAAGCAAGGCGAAUUCUUGCUGAGGAGCAACUGAAGGAGGAGAAAGGUUUCAUUGCGACACGCAGUGAGAUCUACUCCAUCUUUGCCUGUUGCUGCAGCAGGCAGAAAGAAGCCCUUCUCACAAGGUUUCAGCAGGUAGGCAUCACACUGCGCUUCUGCGCAGCGAUGUUGCUGUUGUUUCUGCAGGCCAGUUCCAAACAGUGCUUAUCCGAGAUGAUGGCCUGGGUGCUGCUUGCGGUUCUGGCAGCAGCAUUCCAGUGCCAGAAGGAUGGAUUCGAUACGGCUAGAAAAGAGGCCCUGAGCGGGCCGCAUGGUGUACAAAGUGCAGCCUUGAACAAGGCCAAUGGUCCCAGCCUGUUCGCCGCUGCUGUAAGUCAAUUGAUCCGACCCGUACCAUGGCCGAAAGCUGCUGCGGAGGGUUGUGAGGUUCUGAGGCCUUCGAAAGCUGCUGCGGAGGUUGUGAAGGCUUUAAGGUACCAUGGCAAAGCAAGUGGGACGCCUGUGAAAGCUGCUGCGGAGGGUUGUGAGGUUCUGAGGCCUUCAAAAGCUGCUGCGGAGGUUUUGAGGGUUUUAAGGUACCAUGGCCGAAAGCUGCUGCGGAGGGUUGUGAAUUCUGAGGCCUUCGAAAGCUGCUGCAGAGGUUUUGAGGGUUUUAAGGUACCAUGGCCGAAAGCUGCUGCGGAGGGUUGUGAGGUUCUGAGGCCUUCGAAAGCUGCUGCAGAGGUUUUGAAGGUUUUAAGGUACCAUGGCCGAAAGCUGCUGCGGAGGGUUGUGAAUUCUGAGGCCUUCGAAAGCUGCUGCGGAGGUUUUGAGGGUUUUAAGGUACCAUGGCCGAAAGCUGCUGCGGAGGGUUGUGAGGUUCUGAGGCCUUCGAAAGCUGGCCUACGGAGGUACCAUGGCCGAAAGCUGCUGCUGCGGAGGGUUGUGAGGUACCAUGGCAAAGCAAGUGGGACGCCUGUGAAAGCUGCUGCGGAGGGUUGUGAGGUUCUGUACCAUGGCCGAAAGCUGCUGCUGCGGAGGGUUGUGAGGUACCAUGGCAAAGCAAGUGGGACGCCUUCGAAAGCUGCUGCGGAAGGUUGUGAGGUUCUGAGGCCGUCGAAAGCUGCUAGAGGAAUUUGGAAAGGUUCCGAUCCAAGGAUCCAAGCGGUGGCACGUGGCAAUGCUGCUCGCAAGGUCCUGCAGGCGUCCUCGACUAUACAGCCUUUCGACGGAGAUGACUGGGAAGCACAGGGCUUCGUUCUUCGACGGACAGAUUUGACAGGAAAAUUCAAUGCAGCUGUUGGCGAUCAAGUUCAGAUUGUUGGCGAUGACCUGCUGGUGCUCCUGUCAGACGCGAGAGAUCUUUUGAGAUUGACAUGUCACAAAUCCUACAAGGGUGCGAAAAGCGCUGGACUGCAAACCUUGCAACGCGCUGUUGCUUCAGGAUGGGUGAAUGUGCAGAUAACUUUGGAGAUUUUGGCACACCCAGAGGAUUUGACCCAGCUUAGGUCCAUAUCGUUCCAUCCUACCGAUGAUGGUCCCGAUUGA
Messenger RNA from Cladocopium goreaui, 1818 nucleotides. Lineage: Eukaryota; Dinophyceae; Suessiales; Symbiodiniaceae. The record is from the annotation of a GenBank genome assembly.